Messenger RNA from Ostrinia nubilalis (European corn borer), 2518 nucleotides. RefSeq lists its product as uncharacterized. The transcript has 8 exons. Bases 434 to 1669 code for a protein of 411 amino acids. The record is from RefSeq and is a predicted model, not a curated record. Lineage: Eukaryota; Metazoa; Arthropoda; Insecta; Lepidoptera; Crambidae.
GGCGCACCGGCGCAUAACACUGCGCAUGCGUUAAAACAUUUAUUAAAAUUAAUUUCAUAAUUCACAUGCUGGCCAUAAAGUCAAUUUAAAAUUAAAAAGUUCAUAUCGAAACUUUUUUACAAUUGGAACAUUAUUAUUUUUUAUUUUGAAAAAUGAUCCGCGAUAUUCAUUUGUUUUGCUAUCGGCAAUUUUUUCUAAAAAAUAAUUUCGGACUGUGAUAGCAGUUCUGUUUAAGUUUGCGUAAAGUUUUUGUUUUUGAUACUUUAAAGUCAAUAUUUCUCCUAAUCGUUAACCUUCAAAUCGGGUUUUGGUAAAGUAAACAAAUAAAGGAAUACUUAGUCACAGUUAUCAAGAAAUAAUAGUGGUGCAAACAGCUGUCUUGUUAAUUUGCUGUAUUGUUAUUGUUCGUAAAGAGGACCACGUGCUCGCAGAUAUGGCUACAGACGUAGAACUAAACGGCAUUGACUUCAACAACCCCACCACAGACAAGCCUGCUAACCUCGCCAACUCAGCAGUCCUCAGAAUGCUGGAGGAAGAGGAGAGGAACCGAAGGGGAUACCCUAAACUAGACCCUACCCAAGUGCAGGCGAUUUUGGAUACCUUGGUUCACACCAACCAUCGGUUUGAUACCGUCUGGCCCCCGCAGCAGGACCGCAUGCGAUCGGCCCGCAGCUGGGACGGGCAACUCAACGCCACUGGCAAUGUGUACCCUGAGUUCAUGAGGGCCACCAAAGGCCAGAAGAAAGUAGUGUGGCCACCUGUGCCCGAAACGAACGGAUAUCACCAGCAACAGCAGAGUCCUGCGUACCACAACAACGCGCAGCACUCCCCUUCCGCGCCACAGCAGCAACAGCCCCAGGCCAAUUACCAGCCCCAACCCCAGUACCAGCCUCCCCAACCCCAGUACCAGCCUCCCCAACCGCAGUACCAGCCUCCCCAACCUCAGUACCACCAGCCCCAGGCAUAUCAGCAGGCUCAGGCCCCGUACCAGCAACAAUAUCAGCAGCCUCAGAGCCAGCCGGCGCACUGCGAAGGCCGCCGCCAGGAGGCCUGUGGCCUGAGCAAGCUCAUCCCUGUAGGCCCGGGCGUCCAAGCCCCCUCUCCCUCGUCCCCCUACCGCCAGGGCCCGCCGUCCCCCGGAAUCGCGCAGCCCUACCGCCCCGCGAGCAACCGCUGGGCCCCCGUGCCAGCCCCUCUUUCCCCCCAGACACAAGGCUCGCAGCCCUCUUACGGGGCGCAGUCUCAGUUCUCGCCGCAGUCGCAGUACUCGCCGCAGCCUCAAUACUCGCCACAGUACGAGCCGGCGUACCAGCCGCCACAGAGGCAGUUCGAGCCUCCACCAGCGACCAUCACACUCCGUCAGCAGCAGCCCAUCCACCAGAAGCCGCCGCCAGUCUUCGCUAGCCAGCCGGCCACAGCAUCGUUCCAAGGCGGCGUCAACAUGCGUGGAGACCAGAAAUGGCCGCCGCAGUCGGUGAAGGAGGCCGUCGAGGCAGAGAACGAGGCGAGGAGACAGCUCGCCAAGGGCCCAGCCUGCAGACCACGCAAGGUGAAAAAGGAUUACACUACAUUCUUCGCGCAGCACGCUCUCAACAACAACUACCCAGGGUACCGCGCGCCGCCCGGCACGCAACACUACGAGGACUACUCAGGCCGAUCUUCCUACUAACUUAGAUCAACCAUUAAGUAUUAUUAACUGACAGACAUUAUCAUCUCCCUAGAAAAUAGUCAUCACAUGAAUCGUAACGGACAAGUAUUAAUUUGUCUAAUCCAUAAUACCAGUUCACGACCACAUCAAAGAACUUUUUGUUGGCAUUAUUAAUGUUAAAUGUGUGUCUAUAGAAAUAGAUUUUUGGGGCAAACGCAUUAGUAAUAUCAACGAAACGAAUCGUUCAGUUUCAUCUGAAAUACAUGGGUAAUUACUUUGAGAAGCGAAGUCUCGGGAGAAUGGACUUCAAGUGUAAGUACUUGUAUUGACUUUAGGUAUAAAGUCUCGAAGCAUGUACGGGAUUGGACAUUACAAUCAGUACUUAAUUGUAGUAUUAAUUUAUUGUUUAACCAUUAAUUAGUUCGUAAGCAUAAAAUACUUAUAAAAUAAUAAAAAAUAUUGCACCGUCAUUUCUAAAUGAUACUUCAUGUUUAUUCGUCAUCACAUUUUUAUAUUAUUUAACUUCUCGAUGUAAAUGUGCGGCUUUAAACAUUGCGAACGUAAUAAUAAGCGAAGAAAAUUAUUCAUGCUUUUUAAUACAAAUUGUAUAUAAUGCUCAAUUGUCACUAAUAUUACAGAAUUACCAAAAAAUACCAUGUAAUAUUUGUAAUAUUGGCUUUGCAUUUGCUUUAUACCAAAUUUUUAUAUUUAACCUUGCGUUGAACUAUUUGUCAAAUUGGCUAAAUUGCCUACCUACCUAGUCAUGAAGAGAUUACUCAAAUAUUUUGUAUAUAAAAUGUUACAAAAGCAUUACUGAUUUGAUAUUAUGUAAUUUAUUAUAUUUUAAUGAAAUAAAUUGUACAAAAUGUC